AUGGCCUCCACUCGUGUCGACUCCGUCUUGCAUAAUCUGGAGUUGCUCCAGAGCAUCCUCGAAAAGCGUGAUUCGUUUGAAACUGGAUUUUCCAACCUCCGUGAAGAUUUUGAGGCCCUCAAGCUGAAUCUACUGUUCCUGAAACCAGUUCUUCUGUGUGCAAGAAACUGGACCGACGACCAAUUGAAGGUAAGGCUUCGAGCUUUCUUGUCUAAGAUUGAAGCUGCUGUAAACAGACCUGGGAUGGAUAUAAACUCCCUCUAUCUUAGGUCAAAAAGUGCAUUCAAUUUGAAAAGCCUGGUCACAUCUUUGAAACCCAUCGUCUCUAAUUUGCUGGGAAAAAUCAAGUCCUUCAAGCAAGAAAUCAUCGACAUAUACAAAACCUUGUCGAGCUGCAGCUCAUCAGAGUCCGGCUCCUGCUUAAGAAACUGUGAACUCUUGGACUUCAUAGAUUCUGUUCUGCAGAAUCUGUUCGAUCUUCUCAGCCGUCGGUAUUUUGAGUCCAUGGAAGGUUACAACAGUACUUUGCACGCACAUAUUGAGGCCCUUGAAGACAAGCUUACAUUUUUGAAAAACUUCAUUGGCUUUGUCAAAAUUCUGAGUGUUGAACAACGUGAAUUGGAAGAUCUGUUGGCUCACAUUCAAGUUGUGGCUCUAAAUGCCGCACGCCUCUCUUACAAGUGUUUGUUUUACAAGGAAGAUCAAGAGAUGCAGAAUCCGAGGAUGUGCUCCAUAAUCAGUGAAAUACUGGAGAAGAUUAACCCCGUUGACCCCCAAGUUUGUGCGACAUAUGUCAAAAUCCUUAAGCUCCGAAAUCCCCAGAAUCAUUGCUUACCACGGAGACAGGAGAAUAUGAAUGAGCUAAAUGAUAAAAUUGUAGCAGUUAUGAGUGCGGCAGGAAUUGUAAUUUUCUCGCUCUUUCUGAAUAAAGUGAAAGAAUUGGAUGUUGACUCCUUAGUGGUCGGAGAAUCAGCUGAUUCUUGUGCUAUGUUGGUCAACACGAACAACAGGGUUAAGCUCAUUGUGGCUCAGCUAAGUGGUUCAAGCAUCUCAGGAAGUCUUCCCUCCGAUCAUAGCAUCAGAGGACAAGAAGUUCGCAGGACUACCCGUUUCCAGCCAUCAAGAGCUAGAGUACCAAUGACCGAUGAAUUUGUAGUUGGUUUCGAGGAUGAGGCAAAAAAAGUGAUUAACCGACUCGAUAGAGGAUCAGCAAAGUUGCAAAUUGUUCCCAUUGUGGGAAUGCCUGGACUUGACAAGACCACUUUAGCAAAAAAAGUUUACAAUAGUCCCUCAAUUCGGGCUCACUUCCAUAUUCUUCUUUGGAGCUCUGUUUCUCAAGAAUAUAACAUGAAAAAUUUGUUAGUUCAGAUUUUAUCCUGUGUGUAUGGGGAGGUGAAUGAACUCAGAGUUCUAAAUGAAGAUGAUUUGGCGGAAAAACUCUAUAAAACGUUAAAGAGGAAUAGGUAUCUUAUUGUUUUAGAUGAUUUCUGGGACAUUAGAGUAUGGCAUGGCUUGAGCUUUUCAUUCCCUGACGAUAGGAAUGGAAGUCGAGUCCUAAUUACAAGUCGAGAGUCUAACGUGGCUUCAGAGGUACAAUUUGGUGUGGAACCUCACAAUCUUCGCGUACUUACCGUAGAAGAGAGUUGGACAUUAUUGCAGUGGAAGGUGUUUGGAAAUCCAGGUUGUCCUCAAGAACUACGUAUUCUUGGGAAGGAAAUAGCAACAAAUUGCAAGGGAUUGCCUCUUACCAUUGUCAUCAUAGCUGGAAUUUUGUCAACUAUAGAGGAUGAUGCUUGGGGUGAAGUUGCAGAUAGUUUAACUUCAACCAUUGUGUAUGCUACAGACCAGUGCAAGAGUACAUUGGAGCUGAGUUACAGGCACUUACCCCAUUAUUUGAAACGAUGCCUUCUGUACUUCGGAGCAUUUCGAGAAGAUCAAGAAAUUGAAACUGCGAAGUUGAUGAGGCUAUGGAUUGCCGAAGGCUUUGUAUCUGCUGAAGUUGAAACUGUGCCGGAUACAGAGCCCAAGAGAAUGGCGGAUUUAGCAGAAGAGUACAUGAUGGAUCUUAUUGGCAGAAACCUAGUCAUGGUUGCCAAACGAAGACAUAUUGGUGGAGUCAAAACUUGUCGCAUUCAUGAUCUAUUACACGAGUUUUGUAAGGAAAAAGCCAAAGAAGAAAAUAUCCUACAGGUGUUGCGUGGCUAUGGUGAACUUUUCACUUUUAAUGAGCACCCGUAUCUCGAGAGGUUGUCCAUUUGGUCCAAGGCAGAGCAUUUUAAGAAGUCAAGGCUAUUCUGUCCACAAAUAUGCAGUCUACUGUUGUUUAGUCAGAUUGAAGAGUCUGAUUCGUUCAUGGCUGAUAUGUCAUUUGUCUUUUGCAUCUACAAAAAACUUCGAGUGUUGGAUUUGGAGCAAAUUUUUCUGCCGCACAAGGCUUUUCCUAGAGAGGUAGAAGCUCUCGUUGAGCUGAGAUAUUUGGGUGUUCAGGGUGCAAUGAGUUCCAUUCCCUCCACAAUUGACAAGCUCUCCAACUUAGAAACUUUUGUUGUGAUUGCUGAAUCUGGUACUGUUUCAUUGCCAGAUACCAUAUGGGACAUGACCAAGUUGAGGCAUCUACAUGUGGUGGGCUGGAACGUUAGUUGUUUUUUGCCGAGUGAAAAUCUUGAAAACACCUCUGACCUCUGGAAUUUAGACACUCUUUCCACCUUGACUGUGACUUUAGACGACAGAGCGGAAAAUAUAAUGAGAAAGAUUCCAAAUGUCCGCCAACUGAAGAUCCAACUCUCGGCAGCAGAGUGCUCUGCGGGGUACUGCAACUUAAGUCACCUCACAGUAAUAGAAACACUCGAAGUGUCGGCGGAGUCAUUGCCAUCGAAUCCUGUUGAGUUUUCUUUCCCUCUACACUUAAAAGAGUUGGUCCUUGGAGGCUUGCAUCUGCCCUGGAGUAAAAUUUCAGCGAUUGAGGAACUACCCGACCUUGAGGUCCUUACAUUGCUCGGCGAGUCAUUUGCCGGAGAAAGAUGGGAGCUAACACCAGGAGGGUUCCCUAAACUCAUGUGCUUGGGUUUGGAAAACUUGGAUGUUGUCGAAUGGGAAGACGCUACAGGUAGUGGUGAGGCUUUGCCGUGUCUUCAGAAGUUAACGUUGAUUGGGGUUUUGGAAUUGGAAACGGUCCCUUCCUGUUUACGGCGUGAUGCACCUCUUGUGGAGAUUGAAGUGCGGGACUGUAAGGACUCUCUUAAGGCGUUGGUACACGAAAUUGGGGAAGAGCAGGAGGCCUGGGGAAAUGCGGGUCUGAAGAUCAUUAUCGACUAGCCAGAAAUCUCUAGGGCAGAUUCCAUGUCAAUUGGUGAGAGGGUUGCUAUUGUCUUUGGUUUUUCUAUUAUCAGCAGGGUUUGCUAUGGUUCCUUGGUGGUUCCCAUUAUAAUUGCUCAUAUGUGUGGCUUUCUCUAUUUUAAAACAAAAAAG
Messenger RNA from Coffea eugenioides, 3468 nucleotides. Its product is annotated as late blight resistance protein R1-A-like. The record is from RefSeq and is a predicted model, not a curated record. Bases 1 to 3315 code for a protein of 1104 amino acids. The transcript has 3 exons. Lineage: Eukaryota; Viridiplantae; Streptophyta; Magnoliopsida; Gentianales; Rubiaceae. Gene Ontology annotation, biological process: defense response to other organism. Gene Ontology annotation, molecular function: ADP binding.